This is a messenger RNA of Hylaeus volcanicus, 1934 nucleotides long. It is a transcript of the gene Arr2, whose product is annotated as arrestin homolog. The record is from RefSeq and is a predicted model, not a curated record. Bases 95 to 1315 code for a protein of 406 amino acids. Gene Ontology annotation, biological process: G protein-coupled receptor internalization; signal transduction. NCBI's taxonomy places the organism in Eukaryota, Metazoa, Arthropoda, Insecta, Hymenoptera, Colletidae. Gene Ontology annotation, cellular component: cytoplasm. The transcript has 7 exons. Gene Ontology annotation, molecular function: G protein-coupled receptor binding.
UAUAUGAAGUUCCCUGUUCAUGCAAAAAGACUGUCACUUCUGGGCGGGAAACAAACAUCUGCUAUUUCAUUUGAUUGGAUAAAAUAAGUGCCAAAUGUUUCCUUUUUUGCUUUUGGCUUGUGUUGUAGCCAUCAAAGUAUUCAAAAAGACUACUCCAAAUGGAAAGGUCACAGUUUACCUUGGUAAAAGGGAUUUCAUCGAUCACUUAGAUAGCGUAGAUCCCAUUGAUGGCAUUAUUGUUGUUGAAAAUGAUUAUCUUCAAGGGCGGAAGGUGUAUGGACAGGUGACAACAAAUUUCCGCUAUGGCCGCGAAGAGGACGAGGUCAUGGGCGUCAAAUUCAGCAAAGAACUCGUCCUAUGUCGUGAGCAAAUAGUGCCAAUGAAGAAGGAAAAACAGGACAUGACGCCCGUUCAAGAACGUCUUCUGAAACGACUCGGAGCAACCGCAUACCCAUUCCUGUUCCAAUUUCCACAGAGCUCCCCCAGUUCGGUUACGCUACAACCUGGUGACGAUGAUCAAGGAAAACCAUUGGGAGUAGAUUACACUGUCAAAAUAUACGUGGGCGAACAUGAAGAGGACAAGGGACACAAAAGGUCAUCUGUUGCAUUGGCAAUAAAGAAACUUCAAUACGCUCCGCCUACAAGGGGACGUAAACUACCCAGCUCUCUGGUUUCCAAAGGAUUCACAUUCUCUCAGGGUAAAUUGAAUCUUGAAGUUACACUCGACAGGGAAAUUUACUACCAUGGUGAAAAGGUAGCUGCAAAUGUUAUCGUUAGCAACAACUCUCGGAAAGCAGUAAAGAAUAUCAAGAUGUUUGUAGUACAACAUUGCGAGGUAACAAUGGUUAAUACCCAAUUCUCAAGAAACGUGGCUAGCUUAGAAACACGCGAAGGCUGUCCGAUUACACCUGGUGCAUCCUUUACAAAGCAGUUCUAUCUUGUACCAUUGGCUAGCAGCAACAAAGAUCGUCGUGGUAUCGCUCUUGACGGACAUUUAAAAGAUGAUGAUGUAAAUCUUGCAUCUUCGACUAUGGUCGCCGAGGGUAAAGCUCCUAACGAUGCUAUGGGUAUCGUUAUCUCGUAUUCCGUGCGAGUGAAAUUGAACUGUGGUACUUUGGGUGGUGAACUGGUUACGGAUGUUCCAUUCAAGUUAAUGCAUCCCGCUCCAGGAGUGGCAGAAAAAGAGAAAGCUACUUUGAAGAAGAACAAAAGCGUCGACAGGACACGUUACGAGAAUUCUUGUUAUUCUAACGAUGACGAUGAUAAUAUCGUAUUUGAAGACUUUGCUCGGCUGCGUUUGAACGAGCCAGAAUAAAUAAUUCUUAACAAGGCAAAUAUUUACCUCAAAAAAAUCUUAGAUUUACUAUAAUUUAUAAUAGUAUAAUUUCACUGAGAACACAAUAGAACGAUAUUAAAUUAGUAGGAUAUAGUAAAAAAAAAACUGUAUAUAUGUAGAAUGCAUCGUUUCUAGGAUUCUUUUGAUGUAAGUUAAUGCUGAAGAAUUAAAAAAAGAAUGAAAGAAGGUACAAGAGAUAAAAGGGUUACGAUACUGAUGUAUGUCCGCAGCAACCUAUGGAAGUAAAUAAAUAUUAAUAUAAGAAGUGAUAUGUAACAAAAAAAAGUACAAAAAAAAAAGCGAAAAGUAUACGAAAAAUAUACAUCGCCUUAGAAUUUCUACCCGAUGGUGGUGGUCGGUUAGAAAUUCACGCGGAGGCGAACAAAAAAAAAUGAAUGAUUUCAAGUAAGCCUUAUAAAUAAUUUAUAUCUGGCAUAUUUAAAACUUUCCCGCCUUACCAGAAGUGACAUGUAUGCUAUUAAUUUUGAUUUAUUGUGAUUAUAACGUGUCUGUAAAUGUUCAUUUAUUACAAACUGAUGGCAUUGUUGAGUUAUAAUCUGUAUAUUAGAAGAAAAAUAUAAGCAUUGCAAAAUGCGGA